Molecule: messenger RNA, 681 nt
Organism: Miscanthus lutarioriparius
Lineage: Eukaryota; Viridiplantae; Streptophyta; Magnoliopsida; Poales; Poaceae
Source: the annotation of a GenBank genome assembly
AUGCCCAUGGCCGCCGCCACGCGCAUGGGCGGCGGAUCCGCCCACUCCCCCUCCUCCGCCUCCAUCUCGCUGCCGCCGUGGCACCCAGUCGUACUUGCACCCAAUCAGCACCACCAGGCCCUCCACGACCUGGACCUCAUCGUCGCGCCGUCCCCGUCCCCGUCGCCGACAACGCCGACGACCCCGCAGCGCCUCCGCCCCACGGCCCGGCGCGCGGGCAAGCAGCGCCGGCCGCGGCCGUCGCGGAAGCUGCCGACCACCUACAUCAGCGCCGACGCCGCCAGCUUCCGCCGCAUGGUGCACCAGGUGACGGGCGCCGACGACGUCGUGUAUCACCAGGCCGCGCCGGAGCUCCUCUGCCGCCCGGCCCCGGCACCGCCCUCCCGCGCUGCCCUGACGACGACGACGACGGCGACUCUGCUGCCGACGCUGGACACGUCGGCGUUCCUGCUCGGCGCGGCACGCGGGGGCGGAGCGCCGCCCGCGCGGCCUGGUGGAGCCUGCUACCACGGCUCCGCGGUGCCGGCGGCGGGGGUUCCGGGUGCCGCUUUGCAAGUGGAGGUGGCGGAGCAGGCCUGUGGCGGCGUACGAGGAGGAGGAGAGGAGUACAGCUGCAGCAACGGUAGCGGCGGCGGCGGGUUCCCGAGCCUGGAGUCGUGGGAUGGCGACGCUCUCUUCUAG